Molecule: messenger RNA, 2557 nt
Organism: [Torrubiella] hemipterigena
Lineage: Eukaryota; Fungi; Ascomycota; Sordariomycetes; Hypocreales; Clavicipitaceae
Source: the annotation of a GenBank genome assembly
GUCUUAUGCUACUCUGUAGCGCUAUAUAGACGUUAAUAUACAAACAAACAAACAAACAAAAUCAAUCAAUCAAUCAAGCCUCUGGUAGAGAGAUACUUAAAUUACCUCCUAAAAUUAUCGCAUAAAGAGGUAUACCUUUAACAUAAGGCCCAUGUCGCGUCGUUACUUGAAGAAACGCGUCGCGGGUUUGUUUACUGCAUCUAAGGGCAUCUAUAUCUUCGCCUACAACAAGCUAACUGUACCAAAAUGGACGCUCCGCCAGCGCCGUCAGCUUUUGCAAUCCUUAAAUCCCCUAAAACCUUAUGCAGCCAGUUCGAAUCAAGUGUUGUAACAGCAUUUCCUGAGAGUGCCGCAGUUAGAGAUCUGCCUCUCGCCGUAUGGAGAAAUAAGCGAUAUGUCUUAGAGGAAUCCUUCUCUCGGAAAGGCUCUAAAGGCAGGAAGAGCUGGAUUAAACAGCAUGGGCUCUUCGUCGUUGAGCUUGACGCCAGCGACACUCCGUUAGCUGGUUACUGGGUUUGUCAUCUUUGCAAUGCAAAGAGUCAGCCAGUAUUCUUCGCAGCAAGCGCGACUACAUCUUCUGCCGAUCACCUUUGCAAAAUUCAUAGGAUCUUUGAAGGUAGUCCUACUACUGAAAGCGACCUAUCGACUGACGACUCUGAUCGAGCUAAAUGACCUCGUUUACACUUUAGUGCUGUGCCGAAAGCCAAGAUUAACGCCGUACGUGAGCUUGGUGUAGGACUUAUUAUUAAUGCAGAUUUACCAUUUUCUGUCUUCAUAAACCUGUACUUUUAGCAGCUUCUCUUGCAACUCGAUCCAUAAGUCGCUGAUCAGGUGCUAUGGAGCAGAUAAUCGAUGAGUCGCUAACUAUACAACAUCUACGACACCAAGAAGCGUAUUAUCUAACAAGAGCUUUGUGACGCAGUCACGAAAAUCCAUUUAGGAUUCUAUCUUUGGAUAUCCCCUAAUCGUUAUGCUAUUAUGGCUGUUACAUCCCACUUUCUCGAUCGUGUCGGCAACCAUCAGACACGCUUGCUUGGUUUACGCCAUCAGCUAGGAUGCCAUAGUGGCACUAAUUUAGCUACUACUCUCCUGAAAGUUGCCACAGAAUGGGAAAUAGAGAGCUAGGUGGGAGUUAUUAUAUCCGAUAACGCCACGACCAAUGACAAAUGCCUUCAAAGCUUCUACCGAAACAUCAACCCGGAGCUGAAGCCUACAGACGUACGUGCUAGGCGCAUGCGCUGCUAUGGUCAUAUUUUGAACUUGGUUACACGUGCGUUUCUUUACAGUGAAGACUUUAAGGCUUUUGAAGCUAAAUCACAGGUUUUUGCUCUCCUUAGCCGCCAGGAAGAGGACCUGAGGCAUUAGAGAAAGAGAGGACCGGUCGGAAAGCUCCAUAAUAUAGUCAAGUUCAUAAGAUCAUCCCCGCAAAGCGAGCUAUUCAAGCGAGCGGCACGUGAAAAUGAUGAAUCAGAAGGCUUUCAGCUAGUAUUCGAGUCAACCACAGAGCUUGAAGUAAUAAUACAUAAUAACAUAAGGUGGAAUUCUAUAUAUUUAAUAAUCUCUCGAGCUAUACUCAAGCAGAAUAAUAUAAGGGUAUUUAUAGUAUACCUUGAAGUGGAAGGAAACCUGCCUCUCGAAGAUGUGCUAAAUAUUAAUAACUGGCGAUUGCUCGGAGAGAUCAAGCACAUUCUCGAGCCUUUUUACCUGCAGACGAUGCGAACACAAGGCUAGGGCAAAGGGGAUAGUCAUAGAUAUCUAUAGGAAGUAUUGACAGGUAUUGAGUACUUGUUAGAACACCUGGAGGACUGGAAAGCCUUCUACAGCGAUACCUCAGAGGAUGCAAUGGAGGAAAACACUGGGCAAGCGGUUGAAACUAUUCAAGGACGCCCAAGUCGUGCACGUCAACUGCCAGCUCGCUUUGAUGACUGUGAAAUUGAUCUACCAUCGCAGCAGCGACUGGAAAGAGCACCACCGGAACAUAUUCCGGACACAUACACUUGGUCAGGCAAACCAGCGAGUAUGUCUAAGGCGGCAGACAUAUAGGGCGAUCAUCGCUGCUACCUGAAGCUAUGUAUUACUAAUACAUAGCAGAAGCUGAACGAAUACUAUAUUAAACUAGGAGAGUCUCCGUUGUUCGCAGCGGCGAUUAUUCUACAUCCUGGGCUUGGAUUUAGAUACUUGGAGACAAAUUAGGCGACGGAAGAGCAGCUUGUAUAGGUGAGAGAUGCCAAGACCGGUCUCUCUAAUUACUUUGAUAAGUGGUACCGUCGCUUGGUACCUCAUGCUACUGAUAAGCCGGCCACUACAGGCGUGGUAAGGGCGUUGGUAACAGCCGACAAGCGCGGCGAAGCGAGUGAGUUCAGACAGUGGGUGAAGAGUAGAACGAGUAAAGCGGCGACGACAGGCAGCGAGCUUGACAGGUAUAUGCGAAUGGAGACUCAGGAUACUGAUGACCCGAUCAGCUGGUGGCUGACACAUCAAGCUUCGUUCCCUGCGCUCAGUCAACUUGCGCUGGAUGUGUUUGCGAUACCAGCAAUUGCUACUGAUUGCGAAAGGU